Molecule: messenger RNA, 324 nt
Organism: Plasmopara halstedii
Lineage: Eukaryota; Oomycota; Peronosporomycetes; Peronosporales; Peronosporaceae
Exons: 1
Coding region: 1-324 (107 amino acids)
Source: RefSeq, a predicted model, not a curated record
AUGGAAAGCACGCUUUACAGGGCGUUUAUAUCUAGUUUAAAUUGGGGAGAUGAAGAUAGAGAGUGCCGCAAAUCGUCAGCGGCAAAAGUGGUAGCAAAAUCUUAUAUGAGUGGGACCUUAAUCGCCAGAGAUUUCCUCGAAGGCAGGUCAUCGCAUUCAGGUCAUCAGUUACGAAUUAAAUACCUGGUGGUUCUGCCGGGCCACUAUCCCCCUGCACAAAGAAUAGUAACGAUGGAAGGCAGCUAUUUCGCGAUCUAUCUCAUCUUUUUCGGGUUGCUGCCUCCAAUCAGAGAGUCAACGUGCUGCCGAUACCAAACCUUUUAG